UCCGUCGCAGUGAACAUUAAUAAAAACCUCGUGAUUCGUUCUGCAACACCAACAGGAGAUAAAUCAUGGGAUAAUUGGAAUGGACAAGUUCAUGUCACUCCAAGUGCCAUUUUUAAACCAACUACACUUAAUGACCUUGUAGACAUUGUAAAAUUAGCAAAGCAAAAUAAUAAAACUAUUCGAUGUGCUGCCCAAGGACAUAGUGUAAGUCAACUAUCUUACACAAAGAACUAUCUGGUGAUAGUUACAGAAUUAACUCAGGUCACUGUACAAAAAAAUCAAAAAUAUGGCUGGACUGUUACUGCUGAAGCGG
Messenger RNA from Racocetra persica, 313 nucleotides. NCBI's taxonomy places the organism in Eukaryota, Fungi, Glomeromycota, Glomeromycetes, Diversisporales, Gigasporaceae. The record is from the annotation of a GenBank genome assembly.